Molecule: messenger RNA, 939 nt
Organism: Letharia lupina
Lineage: Eukaryota; Fungi; Ascomycota; Lecanoromycetes; Lecanorales; Parmeliaceae
Exons: 1
Coding region: 1-939 (312 amino acids)
Source: RefSeq, a predicted model, not a curated record
AUGGCACGACCACCGCCCCUGCUGCUCCUCCUCGACUGGGACGGCACCCUCACCACCGCCUCCACCCUCCCCCUCCUCGCCUCCGUCGCCACCCCGCGCGCCCCUCACCCCGCCCUGCCCGCGCUGUCCCGCGCCUACGCCCGGCACCUGGCCGCGCACGACGGCGCCUACCGCCCCGCGCGGCCGGAGCGGACGACCGUCGCGCAGGAGCUGGCCUACCUGGACGCGCUGCGGCCCGUCGAGGGGGCCAGCGUCGGCCGGGUCGAGGCCGCGGGCCUCUUCGGCGGGGUCCGGACGGGGGACGUGGACGCGGCGGCGGCGGACGCGGUCGCGGGGCGCGCGGUGGGGGUGCGGGCGGGGGCGGCGGGGUUGCUCGGGCGGGUGCAGCGGGGUGGGGGGAGGGUGGUCGUCGUGUCGGUCGCGUGGUCCCGGCGUUUCAUCCACUGUGUGCUUUCCGGAUGCGUGCGCCGCGAGGCGGGGGGGGAGGUGGUGGUGAUGGGGGAUGUGGAGGUCAGGGCCAAUGAGAUCUUGGCCGACGGGUCGGGACGCUUGGAUCGGGUCUUUGGCGGUGCCGACGGGGGGAUCUGGACGGCGGGGGACAAGGGGCGGGUGAUGGAGGGCGAGAUCGCGGCCGCGGUUGGUGGGGACUCGUCCGUGCCGAGGACGGUCUACGUUGGGGAUUCGCCGACCGAUCUCGCCUGUUUGCUCAAGGCGGACGUGGGCAUCUGCAUCCGUGACGAGGUCAUGGGCGAGGAGCAGAGGGGGUUGCGGGAGACGUUGGAGAGGGUCGGGGUGGAGUGUUUGCACGUCGGCGCGUUCGUGGAUGACCGAGCGGAGGACGGCGGUGGGAGGCUGUGGUGGGCUAGGGAUUUCGAGGAGGUGUGUCGGAGUGGAGUGAUGGGCACGCUGACGGAAGAAAAUGGCGGUCUUGUGCGCUGA